Molecule: messenger RNA, 3003 nt
Organism: Sitophilus oryzae (rice weevil)
Lineage: Eukaryota; Metazoa; Arthropoda; Insecta; Coleoptera; Curculionidae
Product: tropomyosin-2
Exons: 8
Coding region: 64-1440 (458 amino acids)
Biological process (GO): actin filament organization; muscle contraction
Cellular component (GO): actin filament
Molecular function (GO): actin filament binding
Source: RefSeq, a predicted model, not a curated record
GCUGUCAGUCAGGCCAUCAUGGCCGUCAUGUGAAGUGUGUGUUAAUUUCGUGUUAAAAAAGUUAUGUCAACAACUCGCACCCCGGGUCCCCCAAAGAAAAGGGGACACCAGCACCACCCCCGUAAUGAAGGCAAUCGACGUAAGCCCAUCUUAGAGCCAGUAGUAGGGCCACCGCUCAGUGUUUACAGUGGUGACAAUGUGUUGACAAAUAAAGGGGUUGCACCAACCAAAACAUUACCACAAAAAGUUGUUGUUCAAGAUCAGAAAAUAAAUGUAGGGGGUGGAAAAGAUAAACAAGCAAAUUGUGAUAUUCCAGUGAUAGAUUUAACCCUUUGUGAUGACGAAAUAGUAGAAAAUAAGGUCGAAAAAGUAGUCGUAGAAUCUAGUAAUAGUGGCAGCAAUGUAUCUGUUAGUAAAUCAGUAAAGAAUGACCAUAAUCAGCGAAUUAAAAAGUCUAGAAGAUCGAGGAACCAUCAUAAUCAAACUUACAAAACCUCGCAAAUUAUUAAGGCCCCCAGUAAAAGUUCUUUGUUUAACAAUGAUGACAUGUCUUUGGUGGAGCGUCCAGAAGCUGAAGGUUCCAGUCUUAGCGACCAGGAAAUAGAAAAGACUGAUUAUGAUCCAGAAAUAGAGGAAUUAUCCAAGCUUCGCUGUACGUCCGAGAGGACUGAAGUGAUAGCUGAAAAAGAAAUGAGAAGAAGGGGCCGUCGAUGUGCAGAUUAUCCUGGUCUGGCAUUUAGUUCAACAUUCAGUUCCGAUACCUUGAUGAAGUUCAGCAUAAUCAGAAAUGAAAUUCAAAAUAUUAUGAAUACACAACUGAAAAGGGCCGAAUCCGAAGUGGCAGCCCUGAACCGUCGUAUCCAACUUCUGGAAGAAGAUCUCGAACGUUCCGAAGAACGUUUGGCCACCGCCACCGCCAAACUGGCCGAAGCCUCACAAGCCGCCGACGAGAGCGAAAGGAUACGCAAAGCGCUGGAAAAUAGGACCAACAUGGAAGACGACCGCGUAUCAAUCCUGGAACAGCAGCUAGCCCAGGCCAAACAAAUUGCCGAAGAGGCCGACAAAAAAUACGAAGAGGUCGCCAGGAAGCUGGUACUCAUGGAACAAGACUUAGAACGAGCAGAAGAAAGGGCGGACCAAUCAGAUAGUAAAAUCGUAGAACUUGAGGAAGAACUUCGCGUCGUAGGCAACAACCUGAAAUCUCUUGAAGUCUCUGAAGAGAAGGCCACGCUAAAAGAAGAAGAAUAUGCAGUGACAUUAAAACAUGUAGAACAGCAACUCAGAGAGGCUGAAGCACGUGCUGAAUUUGCUGAACGUUCAGUCCAAAAAUUGCAAAAGGAGGUUGACAGACUCGAAGACGACCUUUUAUCGGAAAAAGAAAAGAACAAAAUCCUCGCAGACGAAAUGGAGGCAACGUUGCACGACAUCCAAAAUAUGUAAAAUUCACACGCCGCAGCUUGUCAUUACCUAGGAAUUACAUAUAUGCGCACGUGUUUUUUACACUCGACACAGGCAAUUGUCAAUUUUACUUAUAUCAGAUCGGUUCUCGGCAAGUUUACAGAACAAAAAAAACUCUAUUCUGUAAACUCCCACGAUUUGCCGCAACCAACAAUACACGCUAGCGGACGUUUCGGCGACCGACGUUGCCGAGUCUACUUUUUUUUUCUAUUUGUCCAUCCGCAAUAAUGUCCAUUCUUUUUCUUUUGGUGCUUAUUUUUAUUCUAAUCGUGAAGGUUUUAUGUUAGGAUUUUUAAAGCGAUGGUAAAUAUUUUGAAAAUAUUAACGAAUUUUUCUACUUAGAUCUUAAGUCUAAAUGUGAAAAAUUAAAAGUUUACCGUCGCUUUUAAGAGAACAAAGUACGAUACAAAAUGAAUGCAUUUUAAUAUUAGGCACGCAAACUUCACACUCGAUAUUUUGCCAUUUUUAUUAUACUUUUUGUCUUAAAUUAAUUUUAUUUUAUUUAUAUCACUUUUAGAAAUUAUUGCUUUUCUAGAUCGUUUCGUUUUCUUAUAUACUGUGUGUUUAAGUUUAAAAUUAAAAAGGUUUAUCUUAAGUUCUGUUAAAUUUAUAACAGCCAACUAAUAUUAAACUAGUCAAAAUUAAAGUGUAUUGAUUUGAAUACAGGGGAGUUUAAAAAAUGUGAAAACACUAAUGAAUAUGGUAGCUGUAAAAAUGUGUAUUCAACUGUUUUUUUUAAUUACUACCUACAUAUACAUAAAAGAUUUUUUUACGUAGAAUACAAUAAACUUUAUUUUCACUCUGAUGUCUUGAACACGCUGUAUAUACUCUCCUUAUAUAAAACGAAGUUACUUGUGAUGGCGUGAUAAGUUGCAAUAUAUAACGAUAACAACACUGCCUUCAAUAUCGAUUUAAAAUUACUGGCCGCUUACGACUUAUGAUUUUUCACGCAACAAAAUUUGGUAGUUUUCAAAAAUGUGUAGUAUCAAAAAUAUAAUUUUUAUUAUAUUUUCGGCAUUUAAGCCAGGUACAAGUAUUUUGAUACUAACAUUUCUACUAGAUUUUUUUGUAAUGCAUUCCAAUAAAAGCAUUUAUUUCAAACUCCUGUACAUUUCCAUGUAUUAGUUUCAUAUUGUUAGUAUUGGAAGAAACGAAAUAAUGAGUGGUAAUAUUUAUUUAUUUAAACUAAUUUUAAAUCCAAUAAAAAUUGUUGGCUUGAUAACAAAUCGUUCUUAGGAUGUUGUAAAUAUUGAUAUUUAUAAAAAAAACUUUCUAAACACAUUCGGAAUGUUUGGUUAUCAUUUCUAUUUUUUUAGUAAAAGAAAUAAAGAAAUAUUACCGCCCACACAAACUACAUAAAACGGAAUAGGUAUUCGUCUAUAAAUGAAAAUUUUCAGUCGUUACGAUAAAAAUUAUAAGUAUUAAAUUUAUUGAUAAACAAAUUUUAUUUUUAAAGUCUUAUUGUUUAUAUUUUCUAAUAUUACAAAAUGUAUUUUAUUUAGCAGUUGUAAACUAAUUGGUUAAUUAUAUAUUUAAUGAACACUU